UCUUCGAGUCUGGCUGUCACAGACUGUUUCCUGAUCUGAAGGAGAGGAGACAGACCCGGGCUGUAACAGUAGGGGGGAGAGGAGCAUCAUGUCCAUGGCCAUGGCUUACCAACAGAAGCUAGCUGAGAAGCUCACCAUCCUCAACGACAGAGGGAGAGGGGUGCUGCUGCGUAUGAACUACAUUAAGAAGACAUGCUUGGAUCCCAAGCUUCGGCCACAAUACCUGACAGACAAGACCAUGGAAGCAUCUGUCAAAUACAUCAACAAGAAGUUCCCCAACAUCGACUUCAGGGGGAAUAGUCAGCAGUAUCUGGUAGGCGUCCAGAAACACAAGUCUGAGGUGAUGGCGGCCAUGUCCAGCUACUAUGAUUCCUUCAUAGACGUCAUGGAGUUCAGGGAUCAUGUUUAUGAACUGCUGAAUACAAUUGAUGCCUGCCAGUGCUUCUUCGACAUUGCGGUGAACUUUGACUUCACCAAGAACUACCUGGAGCUGAUCAUCACAUAUACGUCUGUCAUCGUCAUGCUUUCACGCGUCGAAGACAAGAAGGUCCUGGUGGGCAUGUACAACUGUGCUCACGAGAUGUCCAAUGGCAGCAGUGACCCUGCGUACCCCCGCCUGGCUCAGAUGUUUAUGGAGUAUGAACAGCCCAUUAAGAAACUCACUGAGGAAUUCGGCCCUCACACUAAGGCUGUGACGGGGGCCCUCCUGUCCCUACAGAUGUUGUACCCCAGGAGGAACCUUCCUGCAGAACAGUGGCGCAGCGCUCAGCUCCUCAGUCUCCUCAGCGCACCUGCUGCCAUGCUGGACCCUGCCUGCUGCGACACCAUGGCCUGUGAGUACUUGUCCUUAGAGGUGAUGGAGCGUUGGAUCCUUCUGGGUUACCUGCUGUGUCAUAGCAGUCUGAACACCAACCAGUCGUCUCAGGAGCUGUGGAAGAUGGCCCUCCGCAGCGGCCUUUAUCUCACCAUCAUCAGGGACGAGACAAUCAACAUCCAUAAGAUCACAGAGGACCACUUCGAUGGCCUGAAAGGGUACAGUAAGCGUAUCGCAGAUAUCAAAGAAUGCCGCGAGCAUGUCGUAGUCAACAGUGGAGCCAUGCACAGAGAAAGGAGAGGUUUCCUGAGGAAUGCCUUGAAGGAGCUGGUCAAAGUCCUGGAGGAUGAACCUGGACUUCUGGGACCCAAGGUGCUGUUUGUCUUCAUGGCUCUGUCGUUUUCCCGUGACGAGGUUCUGUGGCUCGUCAGAUAUUCAGAGAAUAUUCCCAAGACCAAGACUCCAGAGGACUACGUAGACUCGCAGAUGGCUGAGCUCCUGUUCUACAUGGAGAGGUUGAGGACCCUGAUGACUAAGUACACCCGCGUGGUGCAACGCUACCAUGUCCAGUACCUGGCCCAGUUUGAUGCCCUGCUCCUCAACGACACUAUGCAGAAUAUGUAUGUCUGUCCAGAAGAGGAAUCAGUCCUGAUGACAUCAUUUGUCUCAACACUGUCUGCACUGACUAUCAAACAAGUGGAAAACGGAGAGGAGUUUGACUUCAGGGCUCUGAGACUGGACUGGUUAAGAUUACAG
This is a messenger RNA of Salvelinus sp. IW2-2015, 1570 nucleotides long. RefSeq names its product NCK associated protein 1 like (gene nckap1l). Gene Ontology annotation, biological process: cortical actin cytoskeleton organization; neuron projection morphogenesis; cell projection assembly. Gene Ontology annotation, cellular component: SCAR complex. The record is from RefSeq and is a predicted model, not a curated record. NCBI's taxonomy places the organism in Eukaryota, Metazoa, Chordata, Actinopteri, Salmoniformes, Salmonidae.